Messenger RNA from Theobroma umbraticum, 486 nucleotides. Lineage: Eukaryota; Viridiplantae; Streptophyta; Magnoliopsida; Malvales; Malvaceae. The record is from RefSeq and is a predicted model, not a curated record.
AUGGAGUUUGUUGUGCGAUUCUUUGAUAUUGGUAGUCAUGGGAAUAGGGUAAAUCAGUCCUUUGUCACUUUUAUCCCUAAGGUUGGUAACUCUUCGAAACUCAAAGAUUACAAGCCCAUCAGCUUAGUUGGUAGCCUCUAUAAGAUUGUUGCUAAAUUGCAGGCUAAUAGGCUCAAGAAAGUGAUAGGGGAAGUUAUAGGAAAUAAUCAGUUUGUGUUUACUAAAAGGAGGCAAUUGAUGGACAAUGACACAAUGGUUUUCAGUUACUUGGAUCUUGAAGAGAUUAAGAAUAUUAGGAGAAUUCUAAGAAUCUUUCGAGCUAUGUCAAGGUUAAAAAUUAACUUUGCAAAGCGUGGUUUAAUUAGGAUUGAUAUUGAAAUUGAGACUUUAGAGGAAUGGGCAGUAGCAAUGGGAUGUAGGAGUGAUAAACUCUCCAAUACAUAUCUCAGCUUUCCUUUAGAGCAAGGCACCCACCACUCUUUGUAG